Molecule: messenger RNA, 2258 nt
Organism: Megachile rotundata (alfalfa leafcutting bee)
Lineage: Eukaryota; Metazoa; Arthropoda; Insecta; Hymenoptera; Megachilidae
Gene: Wdr37
Product: WD repeat domain 37
Molecular function (GO): protein binding
Source: RefSeq, a predicted model, not a curated record
AUUGCCCCUGAAUGUACGCCUUCUGAGCGCGUGCGUGUAUAUGACAAAUACCUACGACAAAUUCGGUUGACAACUGAAUUUGUCACGUAAUUUGAUUUGUUAUGAUGUACAAAUCGUAGUUUUUACGUUUUUAUUUGUUAAUUAAUGAUUUUAAUGUAUUUUAGUUACAAGUUUUUUUUGUUUGGAUUAUCUUUGAACAAGUGAGUGACAAAUUUUAUAACUACGAGGCAGUAAUGGUAAGAGAAGUACAGUGCAUUAUAACCAAUCAUUUAUUUAGAAACUGUUAUGAAUUUCCAUUGUUCUUAAACAAAUUAUAGCACAAUUAUUAUGAUACUGAAUAUGUUCUAAACUUUCUAUAUGCAGCAAGUUAACGUGUGUAGUUUGCAUGUACGCAUAUGUGGAUAAAUCAGUUAGAUAAUUGUAACCUAAAGUAAAUGAUUGUUUAAUGAUUAUAAUUUUUUAUACAAACGGUAUUAUUAUUUCUUCAAACUAAAUGCGAAAGACAUAAUUAUGGUUAUAUGAGAUUGUUUGGUGACACACAUUUGUUUAUGUUCAAGUACAAGAAAUACAUAUACACAAUAUUUCAGAGUGAAAGAUGCCAGGAGAACCAUCUGCAACUGCUGGAAAUAAAAGUUCUGGAAAAAUCAAACGUAUUUCAAUUCCAAGAGUACAAAGCAGUACAGAUACAGAGUUACAGUCACAAAGCGGAUCUACUCCAUUGCAGCCAAAUGCACAGCAUUAUGCAGCUUUUCGAACAGAUCUUGAUGAUAGUGUAUUACCACCAGCUUUACGAUGUCGAUUGUUUGACUUGUUUCAGCAGAUAGAAAAAGAGUUUGAAGCUCUGUAUGCAGAAAAUUUAGGAUUACAAGAAAAAAUAGAUGCCCUUAAUGAGAGGCUUGACAGAGAAUGUUAUGGUUCUGGAGAACGAAGUUUACCUAUUGGAGAUGUUGCAGACUUUCCAGAUACGAAAAGUUUCUCCAAACAAAAAUCUAUGGCGGGGAAUUCAGCACCAAAGACAAAAACAACUUCUAAUAAGUUGAAAGCUCAAACCAGUAAAAUAGUUUCUAGCUUUAAAACGCCAACAAUGACCUGUAGUAUGCAGAGAGAAUAUUCUGGGCACCGAGAUGGUGUUUGGGAAGUUUCUGUUGGAAGAUCAGGUCAAAUCAUUGCUACAGCCUCUGCUGAUCACAGUGCUAGAGUCUGGGCUGUGGAUAGUGGACGUUGUCUUUUACAAUAUAUUGGUCAUUCUGGUUCUGUUAAUUCUGUGCGUUUUCAUCCAACAAAGGAAUUAGCACUCACAUCCAGUGGAGAUAAUUCCGCUCAUGUAUGGCAAGCUGCCGUUGAUUGGGAUUUUCCUAAGCGGCAGAAUUCAUCUGAAGAGCUUUCAGGAUUGAAUACUGACAGAAACCCUAGUAAUGUAAUUACUGUAAAUGAGGAACAAGAUGAACCUCCCACUCUAAGAACUCCAGUACGAGAAUUGUUAGGUCACACAGGUGUUGUAAUGGCCGCAGAUUGGUUACCUGAUGCAGAACAAAUUGUGACUGCUUCUUGGGAUAGAACCGCAAAUUUGUAUGAUGUAGAAACUGGAGAGAUUAUUCAUACAUUAUGCGGGCAUGAUCAAGAACUUUCUCAUGUUUCGACUCAUCAUACUCAAAGACUUUGUGUUACUUCAAGCAAAGAUAGCACUUUCCGCUUGUGGGAUUUCAGAGAACCUGUUCACUCGGUUUCUGUUUUCCAAGCACACACUGAGACGGUAACUUCAGCUGUUUUCACGCGUGAAGAUAAAAUCGUUUCAGGAUCAGAUGAUCGAAGUGUAAAGAUAUGGGAAUUGCGAAAUAUACGAAGUCCUUUAGCUACAAUUAGAGGUGACAGCGCUGCUAAUAGAUUAUCAGUAUCAAGUACUGGCAUUGUUGCAAUUCCACAUGAUAAUAGACAAAUUAGAUUGUUCGACCUUAGCGGUCAGCGAUUAGCUAGAUUGCCUAGAACAAGUAGACAGGGUCACAGAAGAAUGGUCUCUUCAGUAGCUUGGGCAGAAGAUAGUGGGGUCUGUAACUUGUUUUCUUCAGGUUUUGAUAGAUUAGUCCUUGGAUGGAGUAUUGUACCUCUUAAAGAAUGUUAAAUAUAUAUUACAAAUAUAAUGUAUUUAUUUAGUUUAACUUAAUGUUAUUUCACUAUAAAUAAGAUUAUAAAACCAAACUGAAUUGAAAAUAAAUAAUUAAACUAAUUUUAAGGCUUCAAGUGUUGCAGUGAAAAAGAUA